CGCCCGCUCCGUCCUUCCACUUCCUGGGGCCGGCGGAUGGCGGCGGCCGCCCCGCGCCGCCUCAUGCCGCCGGCCCGGUAGCGGCGCCGCGCCGGGGGCCGGGCGGGGCGGCCAUGAGGGCGGCCUGAGGGACGGCCCCGAGCGAGCCCCGGCCAUGGGCGAGAGGCGGCGCGGGGAGAGCGGCGAGCCGGGCACGGGAUUCCCGCAGGAUCCCGAGGAGCAGGGCUGUUCCCUGUUGCAGCGGGCCGUGGCGGUGCUGCACAGCUCCUCCCUGCACUCCGGCUCCCAGCACGGCUUCCAGUACAGCAGCGCCAUCCUGGUGGAAAAUGAGCUUUUCCUGAGCGAGCUCCGAGCUUUCGCGCGAGCCAAGGCGGCCGCGGGAUACAGCCAGGAGGAGCUGCAGGAGACCUUCGCCUUCCUGCUCUUUGACAAGGAGGAGGAGGCGCAGCGGGUGUGUCAGAGCGGGCUCCGCGUCAACAGCAGCAACAUCUCCACCCUGGGGGACCCUGCCAAAGGGGUUUAUAUUUCCAAAUAUUCCGACUUCCUCCACCCCAGCCCUUGGCACCACGGCAAAUCAGGAUUUAUUGUCAUCUGUAAACUCAUCAAGGGCAAGGUCAGAGCCAUCCCUGAGAGCUCCCCCAGCAGCUGCACCUGCCCCUCGCCCGGCUACGACUGCCACGUGUCCAGCGGGAGCAGCCAGUACUACGUGUACGAGGUCAGCGGGGUGAAUUCCCCGUUCCCCGUGGAUUAUCCCCAGUAUCCCACGGGUGUUCCCUGUCUUUCCCAGUACUACGUGUACGAGGUCAGCGGGGUGAAUUCCCCGUUCCCCGUGGAUUAUCCCCAGUAUCCCACGGGUGUUCCCUGUCUUUCCCAGUACUACGUGUACGAGGUCAGCGGGGUGAAUUCCCCGUUCCCCAUGGAUUAUCCCCAGUAUCCCACGGGUGUUCCCUGUCUUUCCCAGUACUACGUGUACGAGGUCAGCGGGGUGAAUUCCCCGUUCCCCGUGGAUUAUCCCCGGUAUCCCACGGGUGUUCCCUGUCUUUCCCAGUACUACGUGUACGAGGUCAGCGGGGUGAAUUCCCCGUUCCCCAUGGAUUAUCCCCGGUAUCCCACGGGUGUUCCCUGUCUUUCCCAGUACUACGUGUACGAGGUCAGCGGGGCGGGAGCUGCCGAGCGGCCGCGCCAGGUGUGUCCGUACGUGCUGCUGGCCUGCCAGUACCGCCCGCCCCGGGAGAUGCCGGCGCCGGCCCCGCAGCACCCAGCAGAGCGGAACCACCAAGAGCCGCGGUCGCUGCCGGCGGCGCCGUGCCCGUGGCGGGGCCAGCUGUGCAUCGGGGGCCGGCGCCUGUGCACCAUCGGCCUGAGGAGCCAGCACAGCGCGGGCAGCGUGCCCGCCCAGCUACCUCCCAGCCUGGACAUCAAACACGUCAUGGGAUUGUCUGACUUGAAGAAAAAACUGCCAGAAGCUGCAUUUGGGAAAAAAAAUUACACUAGGAAUGAAGUCUGCUUUCAGGGUGUUUACUCCAGUCUCUACGAGGUGGAAAUAUCCAAUAAGGAUCAAUCCAAAAUGGAUCAGCUGGUGGAAAACCUGAAGGAGAAGGACUUGGCGAUCAUCAAAUAUUUACAGGACCAGGGAGUUCUCAUCCUGCUCACGUCCUCAGCCUUGGCACGGGAGGAUGGCCUGGAGCCCAAGGAGCCCGUCAGCCUGCUGGCCCUGUUCCUGUUCAGCUCCCCCCGGGCCCUGAGCCCCCGAGAGGAACAGCAGGACCCACAGCAUAGGAAGGAGGGCAGUGCCAGGAGUGCCAUCUCCCUAAAAAUCGCCUCCGUUCUGCCGGGACUCCGCUACGCCUUACGGAAAGCAGCCAGCUCCUCCUGGAAUGCCACGGGCAGCCCCUGCAUCCAGGAGCACCUCCAGGAAUAUGCAAAACUCCAGGAAACCUCUCAGGCCAGCCCUGGCCAGAGCGGGGACGUUCCCGUGGCUGCUGUCCCCUCCCCGUGCCGGGAUGGGGAUGCUCACCCUUCCCAGGAGCUCUCGGAGCGAUCCCUGGCCCAGCUGCGGCGUUACCUCUCCGACCCCAGCAGCUUCACCCUGGGAAUCUCAGCGGCCCUGCAGUGUCUCAGUGCAGAGGUCCUGGCUGCAGAAAUUGUCCACAAACCGCAGUGUGAAAGUGCUGAGGAGGAAAGUUCAGCUCCCAAUGGUCCUGCUGUGGAGGCAAAGAGGCCAAAAACCCUGGAAAACCUGGACUCGAAGAAGGUUCCUGUCACUGAGAAGCCAAAGGAGCCGCUCCCGGAGCUCCCGAGCGAAGCCUCAUCCCAACCCCCCGGAGCAGAAAUCCCAGGGAAUGUUCAUCCCGUGGCAAGUCCCAGCGUUGCCUUUGCCCUGCCAGGGGACAACAGCGACUCCCACGCCCUGAACCUGCUGGCUGACCUGGCCCUGGGCUCCUGCAUUCCUGCCUUUAUUCCCAAAGAUUCUGGGACCGUCCCCGUGGAAUCUGGGGAUUCCUGGGAGCAGCAGAGCCCUUCCGACCCCAAAUCCCAGCGCGUGGCUUCCGACCACAAAUACCACAGGGCAGACAAGCAGGGCAAAAAACCCACCUCCAGCAAGGUGUCCCUGACCCAGCCGCUUCCCGAAAAAACAGAUUCCAGCCAGCCGGCCUCUCCUCCCAGGGAAAAAACCUCUGGAAUUUUCGGCAGGAGCGGCGGGGUUCCCGUCCCCGCCGUAUUCCAGGUGUUUCCUCCCCGCCAAGCUCCGCAAGCCUCCGAGUUGAACGCGCACUCCAUCAUCUCAGCCGAGCACUCCUACGCCUCCCCCAUGCCCGAGGAUCCCAAAGCACCCCCAGAUCCCAAAGGGAAUCCCGCUGCCGGCCCCAGGAGCGCUCCAGGAGCUCCCUUGGUUGGGAAGGUGCUGCCGUUCCGGCACCAGCAGAGCAGCGCCGAGCCCGCCCGGAGCCAGAGGUGUCCCAGGAAAAAGGAGGAUUUCUCCAAGAGCCACACGGUGAAUCUCUGCGGGAAUUCCAUGAAGGUCACGUGCCGUUGGGAAGAGGAGUAUCUCUUCCACCUGGACAGCAGGUACACCAAUGAUUCCCUGGAGAAAACCGUCAUCCGUGCCCUGCAUGGGCCCUGGGAUCCCGAUCUUCCCGACGAUGUGGAAGGGAUGAAGCUGAUCCUGCACAUGUGGGUGGCUCUGUUCUACAGGAAGCCCAGCAAGCUCCUGAGCAGCUCCAGGAAGGUGGUGGAGCACAGCAAUCCCAGGAAAUUCGUCUCCAUCAACAGCUCCGGUGGCUUCCUGGAGCUCAGCGACGACAGCCAGGACUGCUUUGGCUUCGAGACGUGUCCUGCAGACUCCGGCUCGGAUCCUGACCAGACUCCCAGCAGCUCCCUGGAUCCCAGCACCCCUUCCCAGGGCGCUCCCCAGCCCGAGAAGAGCCCCGCCGACUCCCAGACGGACGCGGACGGAGCUGCCGGAGCUGUGGACAGCACCGUGUCCUCCUCCUCGGGGGAGCUGCCCUGCGGGGAGGAGGAGGAGGAGCCUUCCUCCACCAGCUGUCCCGAGAGCCUUUCCCUGCAGGAUCAUUCCAGGGAAAAGCUGGAUGUGGCCGGCGGGGAGCCGGAGGGCGUUCCCGAGGAGAGCGCGCGCCACGUCUCCAGCGUCACCGCGGAGGAGCCAGCCGAGGAGGACUUGCAGGAUGCCAGGAUCACCCCCAUCCCUCCCGAGGAGCUCGGCUGUCCCAGCAAAUCCCCGGAUGCGCCGGGCACGGAAAACCCCGGGAGCCAAACCCCAAACUGCAGCCCAGCUCCAUGGACAGACCCCCCCUGUGCACCUCAGGACAACGGGGAGCAGCAGCAGCAAAAGCAGCAGGAAGCAGGCUCAGGGAGUGGCCCCGGCCCUCCCGAGGAUGAGGAGGGAACGGGAUGCUCUGGGCAUUCCCUGGAAGUUGAGGAUGGCGCUGAUCCGCAGCCUGCCUGUGAUUCCGUGCCCUUGGAAGCGGCUCCUGGGAGUGCAGAGCCUGGGGGAGCCACUGAGCAAGGGGAGGAAUGCCAGGAGCCCCCGGAGCACUCAGAGGAGAGGGAGGUGGAGGAGGAGAAGAAAGAGGACGAGGAGUUGGAGGACGAAAGCUCCUUUGUGGACCCCGUGGAUUUGGUGCUGUCCGAGAGCAGCGAUGCCGAGAUGGAAUGCGAGCACGGCGAGCAUAAUCCAGGGAAUUCGGCGUCUCCAGAGGAGUUUGGUGUUCCUGAAGAGGACCCCGCGCUCAGCCCCACGCCCCUGGCACCCCCCUGCCCCGACAGAUCCUCCCCAGCGCCCUCAGAUGGGGCUGGGACUGACCCUGGAGGCUUUCCUGAGGAGAUGUCACCAAACCAGGAGGAGCUCCCGGAUCCCUGGGACGCUCCGGGCACGCCGGAAUCAGAGACAAGCGGGGUUGGAGUGGCCAGUCCGGCCGAGGUGGGGUCACCCCACAGUGACAGCGGGGAGCUGCCAGUCCCCCCUGAGCCCAGCCUUGUCCGUGGGGCGCAGCCCGACAGCGUGACGGACAGCCCGGGAUCCGCCGGAGCCACGCUGGGGAACGGCUCCGAGCACAGAAGCCGGGAUCGGGCCCCCUCUGGAGAACGGUGGGAGCCUGCUGGGAGCGCGGGGUCCCCCUGCAGACAGGGAAUGAGCCUGACCCUGUCCCCCGACACCAGCUCCGUCUGCCUGACCUCUCCCGAUGGCUCUGUGGAUCCCUGGGCUGCUCCGGAGGAUCAGCCCGUGGAGAGCAUCCAGUCACCGUCCCAGAGCGAGCUGGGGCGGAGCAGCUGCUUCUCCCAGCGGGGCGGGGAUGAGGCCGAGCCCGACCCCAAUUCCCUGGAUGCUGAGGAGCCCAACCAAGGCAGCAACGGGGUUUUGGUGGGGGAGCAGCAGGGGAGCCCCUCUGGCAAUGGCACGGAGGAGCUGGAUGAUCCCAUGGGAGCAGGAGAUGGCCGGGACUCCCCCUUUGACUACACAGACGUAGGAGAUGACUGCAGGGCUGAGGAGAGCGAGGAUGCGUUCCCUGGGACAGAGAAUUCCCCCGGGAAUGACACCACGAACAUGGAGGUGGUGGACAUCCCUCUCCACCAUCACCUCCUGGAAUCAGAGCCCUCCUCCUCCAUCAGGGAGGGCAUCUCAGCCAUACAGGAGCUCCCCUGGCAGCAGCAGAGCUUCCCAGACAUCCACGGGGACUCAGCUCCUGCUUCUCCUGGCGCCGGAGACUCCAAUCCCGGCAUUCCCGCCGUGCCGGGCCGGCGGGAGUCGGUGCUGUGCCGCCUCUGGAAGCCGUGCCGGGAAGGAGGAGCCACGCAGGUGAGCGUGGCUGCCUGGAGCCUGGAUGGCUCCUUGCAUCCCGGCUGUUCCCAAGGGCUGGUAGAAUCCCCAGCUCCGUGCUCCCCCGUGGAUGCGUCAGCAGAGCCAGGAUCUGCUCCUCCUUCUCCGUGUGACCCAUGGGAUGAUCCGGAGACUGCGGAGCCGGGCUCGCCCCUCCCUGAGGUGCUCCCUGGGGUGCUCUCUUCCACCCCAGACAGUGCCUGGUGGGCCGGGAGCUGUGGCAGCCCCAGGAGCAGCUCCAGGAGCCAUGGCAGCCCCAGGAGCAGCCCCAGGAGCCCCAGGAGCUGUGGUAGCCCUGGGAGCCCCUGGAGCCAUGGUAGCCCCAGGAGCCAAGGUAGUCCUAGGAGCCCCAGGAGCUGUGGCAGCCCCAGAUGCCAUGGUAGCCCCAGGAGCCAUGGUAGCCCCAGGAGCUGUGGCAGCCCCAGGAGCUGUGGGAGCCUCAGGAGCCCCAGGAGCUGUGGCAGCCCCAGGAGCUGUGGUAGCCCUGGGAGCCAUGUGAGCCUCAGGAGCCUUGGGAGCCAUGGCAGCCCCAGGAGCCGUGGUAGUCCCAGGAGCCCCAGGAGCUGUGGCAGCCCCAGAAGCCAUGGUAGCCAUGGUAGCCCCAGGAGCCAAGAUAGUCCUAGGAGCCCCAGGAGCUGUGGCAGCCCCAGAUGCCAUGGUAGCCCCAGAAGCUGUGGUAGUCCUGGCAGCCCCAGAAGCCGUGGUAGCCCUGGGAGCCAUGGUAGCCCCAGAAGCCACGGUAGCCCCCAGAGCCAGGCAGAGGAUGCCGGAGGCAGCCCUGGGGAGGAGCCCUUCCUGCCAGAGGACCUGGAAGGAGGCAGCAUUCCCAGUCCUGCACCUUUCCCAGCCCGGGAGUGUCCCCUGUGCGAGCCCUGGGAUGUGUGCGAGCACAACCCCGAGGGAUCCCAGCUGUUCCCCGAUCCCGACUGUGCCGGCGCUGAGGUGGGACAGGGGGAAAUUCCCGCUUCUCCCGUCCCGUGGGAUGAGCCCGGGGAUCCCUCUGGGGAACACCUGGAGUUCAGCGAUGCCGAGGAUGUUUCGGAUCUGCUGCCAAGGGAAGAGCAGCUCCCGAGCCAAGACACGCACGAGGGCUUGGCCUUGGAAGAUCCAUUGGAGAAUUCCUUUGGUGACUCAGACCAGAAAUAUUUUGAGGGGAAUUCUCGCUCCCCUCUUCCAAGCAGGAGUUCCUGCAUCAUGAGAUCCACGGAUGCUGCAGGAACAAGGACUACCUGGGACAGCUCCUCCAGGAGCUCCGCGCACACGGAGGAGCGCGGGGAGGCCCGGGACCGGGACAUCCGCAGGGAUUACGGGAGCUUUGUGGUCACCAGGCAGUGCCAGGAGAGGACGGAACAUUUCCAGCUUCCCAGGAGGCGCAGCCGCCGUGCCCGGGAGUCUCACCUGGCCCGCUCCCUGAUGGGGACCUGGAGGGGCUUGGAGGAAAUCACCCAGGCCACUUUGGACAUGGAGUGUCUCCGCUUCCAUUAUAAGCUAAAAGAAAUCCUGAGGAACGGCAAACCCUCCUUUUCUACCUCCAAAAGCAUCUUCCCGACGGACUUUCCUCCCCGCCACGCCCCCGUCCCGCUGUCCCCACGCAGCAGGAGCCCCUUGCAGGUGACGAUUCCCCCCUCGGACGCGUGGCCGGGCGGGGACGCUCGGGCCGCCAGGAGAGGCCGAUCCCGGGCGGGGAGCCGGGACGCCGGGGCCGCCUGGCACCUGGGCAAGCUGCGGUACGAGCACGCCGCGCCCGAGCCGCGCGGGGCCGUGGCCGGCAUCCUGCGCGAGUACUCCGAGUUCCAGAGGGUGCUGCUGGCCCGGGCCGAGGCCGGGAGCGACGCCCCGGCGCCGGGGGAGGCCGGGAGCGGCCGGCCGGGGGCGGCCCGGCCCUGCGGGACGGCGGCGUUCCGGGGAAUGGUGGCGGAGCUGUGCGGGGCCCUGCGCUGGCACCUGCGGCGCGUGGCCGCCAGCGGGCAGCCCGGAAUGUUCUACCUGCUGGAGACUGGGAAGGAGCCCUUCUUCGACAGGGUGAAGGCCCUGCUGAAGGCGGAGGGGUUUGUGAGGACGGAGCCCCUGACCUUCUGCAGAGCCCGGCAGCGGGACAGCGAGCGCCUGCUGGUCAUCAUCAGGAACGAGGACAUCGCCUCCCACAUCCACAGUGUGCCGUGCCUGCUGGAGCUGAAGCGCUGUCCCGGCGUGGUGUUCGCCGGCGUGGACGAUCCCGAGGAGGUGACGGGUGACACGUUCCAGGAGCUCUUCCAGGCUGGAGGAUUCGUGGUGUCCGACGAGGAGCUGCUGGAAAGGGUGACCCUGGGCCAACUGAAGGAGGUGGUGAAGGUGCUGGAGAAGCUGAACCGGAGCGGGAGGUGGAAGUGGCUCCUGCACCACAGGGAGAGCAAGAAGCUCCGAGGAGACCUCAGGGACGACGCGGGUGCCCAGAAGAAGCAGCUGCUGCUGCGCUGGUGCCAGGGGGCAGAGCUGCUGGAGCUGCUGCCCUUCCACGGCUGCGACGCCGCGCCCGAGUCCCGGCGCGCCCAGUGCCUGCCGGAGCUGCAGGCGCAGCGCGUCCGCGCCCGCUUCGCCGUGUACCUCACAGAAAAUCCCAGCAGCAGCUGCAGGGAGAUCCUGGAAAGCAAAGGAAUUCUUGUGGCUGACAUCGACACCUUCCUCGGGACGGUGCAGAAAGUGGCUGCUCCCUUUAGAAGAAGCUACUGGUGA
Molecule: messenger RNA, 8050 nt
Organism: Motacilla alba alba
Lineage: Eukaryota; Metazoa; Chordata; Aves; Passeriformes; Motacillidae
Exons: 23
Coding region: 155-8050 (2631 amino acids)
Biological process (GO): negative regulation of gene expression, epigenetic
Cellular component (GO): nucleoplasm
Source: RefSeq, a predicted model, not a curated record